Messenger RNA from Scylla paramamosain (green mud crab), 11332 nucleotides. Its product is annotated as protein FAM135A-like. The transcript is spliced from 19 exons. The record is from RefSeq and is a predicted model, not a curated record. The coding region runs from base 1032 to 6341 and encodes 1769 amino acids. Lineage: Eukaryota; Metazoa; Arthropoda; Malacostraca; Decapoda; Portunidae.
CGAGUGUAGCAGCACGUGUGGCGCAGGUCAGGUUGUGGUGAGGAUCUCUGCCAAUAGAUGGCCCCGCGCUGUCAGUCUUUUCACACACCAAGUGGCGUGAGGAUGUGUGCGCGGCGUUCCCUACAAUAUCUUUGAAUAUCAAUGAUGCGGGCGGCGGGUUCCCCCCGGCCAGGUGCUCUUGGCGUGAGGGAUGCGCUCCGACCCCCGCCCGGGCAAGCCGCCUGACACCCCCGUCGCAGCCCCACACCGGCCCUCCUCGCCGCCACCGCCGCUUCUCCUCACGCAGCAGAGCACCGCUGGCGCCACCACCACCCCCACGAUGAUUUCUUUAAGUAUGUGAUACCAAAUCGGAAUCAAUGAUAAGUGAAAAUCCAUGGAACUGAAAGAAAAUUACAACGUCAGCAGCUUGAAAGACAACGUAAAGCUUCCACACGUAGCUUCAUCGAUUAUAUGCGUUUUAGACGUUAUAUAUUAUUGUAUGUAAGGCACAAAUGUUUCGUUGCGAGUAGCGAAAGUUGUAGAUCUGUCUUUUGCUCACUUUUCAAAGGCAAGAGUUAUGGCUGAAGUCACCUGGGUCUCCAGAUGCUUGCGGGUGUUUGCCAGCCUGUCGCAGGUUGUGUCGUGACCUCACGUCAGGUACCCCACUGGCUCAUCGUCACGUGGUUGCUCCUCUGACUGUCGUAAAUAUCCUUAAGUCAACACAAAACAAGGGUUUAGUGAAGUAAGUUUUAAAGCAGGACACUGCCAAGGAAUAGACAAAAAGUCAUCGCCAGCAAGGAGGAAAAGUCCCCUUAAGACGCAAGAAUCACGAGUGCACGGAAGACACCGCUGUGGUACUCAUGUGAAGGCCGCUCAGUGACGCGCUCACAGAAAUGAUGGCACAAAGGAAAUGCAGCAAAAUGCCCGGUAAAUUAUUACUGAUGUCCUGAGCCAGUGAGAAAAGUAGAUACAAAGAGACACGGGAAUAAGAAUUCGAAGACCGGAGGGACGGAGGAGGAGGAGGGAAAGGCGAAGUAGGGGAGACGUACAUCAUGGGAGAGCUUCAGGCGACUAUCGAACUGGCACUUCACAUCCACAAGUUCUACAACGUCGACCUGUUCCAACGGGGAUACUACCAGCUUCGUUCAUACAUCAGAUCAUCUCCCAAACUCCCUGCCAAGAUAGAAAUAAGUCAACCACGCAGCUCCAGUGGUGCUGGGCUGGUGUUCCCGGCGUGUGUGGUGAAUGGUGCGGCAGUCAGCAAGACCUUCCAGAUCCUGUACCGCAACGAGGAGGUCCACCUUGACGACCACGUCCUCUUCAAACUGCACCUCAUUGUUGAUGCUCACAAGCUGGCAGAUAGCCUAGACCGGGCAGACCUGCAGCUGGUGGUGGAGCUGUGGUUCACGGAACAUGCCUUUGGCCCAGACCACCACAAUGCCAUCCAGUGUGUCUCCACCAGGACCCUCAACCUCCACUUUUCUCCUACCAGGGGCCUUCACUACCACCUGCCGGUUCUUUUUGACUACUUCCACUUAUCAGCUGUCACACUCACAGUCCAUUGCUGCCUUGUAGCCCUGCACCAGCCAUACAUCAAUGGAGGCCGCAGUGGCAAAUCUUGGAGCUCCCCUCGUCUCAGUGCCCGCACACAGCAGUCCAACAUGGAGACUAUCUUUUUUGGCACCAUUAACAACACCAUCAAAUGUGGUGGUGGUGGAGGCAGCAGCAGUGCUUCGUGGCGGUUGGCCCAGGCACGUGCCACUCACCGCACCAUCUGCACCCUUCUGCUAGCUGCUCACACUGCCCUGGCUGCCCAGCUAGAGACUAUCAUGGCUGUUCUUCCUCCAUGGGUGGCUAGUGCAGGCAAUGCAGGGGCAGCCUCCACAGCUCCUUCUACUCCUCAGCCCACACGCCUCAAAGUGGAUAAUUUGUCUGAAGUGGCCAAGGAGUGUUACUUUGCUCUCAUUGGAGGACAAACACCUCGCUUUGAUCGCCGCCACGCUGAAAGGACAAGGACGGUUGACUGUGAAGAGGAUUUUCUUGUUGUGGCCAAUAGUGACAUUGCACAGCUGUGUGCCGAAAACAUCCUCCUGUGGCAGCAUUUCCUCUCGGUGGUGAUGAAUUCAGAUGCUGUGAGGCAACACCUGGCCAAGCAGCACCACAUUCAGCGGGUGAAGAGAUUUGCAGAGGCAUUUUUUGUCAUUGAUAAUCCUCGGCCAUCUGCCAGUGGGUGCUAUGAUAGCAACUACCAGAACUAUGUGUUGGUUUCAGAAGCUGUGAGGCGCUCCCGCUACUUCAACCUGCUGCCACCGCUGGCUAUAGAGUGCACAGAGAUGGAUGGUGAUGCAUCAACACUUCCUGUGAUUUUUGAAGACCAGUAUCAACAUGUUGCUGAGUUUGCCCGUAGAAGAUCUAUUGUUAGCCGUAAGUCAGAAAAUUAUCUUAGUGCAACAGAUAUUCAGAUUGCUGUGGACCAAUUGGAUGGAGAGAAUGUCAAGAGAGAAGUCAUUCCACCUGAUGUGACUCGACCAGAGCCACAGACUCGUAAUGGCAUCAAACCUUUGGCAGCUGAAUCUCAUGUUACAGUCUUGUCUCAAUUGGAGUCUAAGCCCACUCAUAAUCAUGACUCCAAGUCACUUUCAAGCCAAGAGAAUAAGUCUCUUGCCAGCACUGUCUUUGAUUCCAAGGCAGCCAGUACCAGUGGCUAUGAGUCAAGAGGAACUAGUAAUACAGAAGGAAAAGCUUCAAAACUUGCUACCAAAAAUAUGAAAUCACCAUCACUAGGUGUAAAGCCUUCAAUUCAAAAUUAUGUCAUAGAGAAAGAUCCUAAAGGAACACUAAAGAAAGGGAAAGGAGGGGAGGGCCGGUCACGCAGUAAUGAUUCACGGGUAUCAUCAGUACACAGUGGUGGUAGUGGUAGUAGUAAACAUACUUUAGGCAGUGGCUCAGAAAGUGAUGAAAAGACUCUUGGUUCUAAGGCUUCUAAAGGCUCCAAAAGUUCCAAGGCCUCAGAAGUCUCAGCUAAUAAGGAAGAAACUGAGGUAGAAGACAAACCACCACUGCCACCUCGCACAGACAAGAUGCCUAAGGACUUCAAGCCUCCAAUACCCCCUAAGACGCACAAGCUUCCAAUGCCUAGAAAUAGUUUGAAGGAAAAAUUGAAAAACAAUUUGAAACUAGAAUUACGGUUACCUGCAAGUCAGGGCUCUGCAUACAAACGAGCAAAAUAUAAAUUAAAGUUGAUACAAAGAGCACAACAGCUCAGGUCAAACUCCUCCAGCCAUCACAAAAGCAAAAGAGCGCAAGCAAAUGCCAUUGCUGAGAAUGUGGUGCUCCUCAAGUACCGCAAACUGGAGCCUUCACUCAGCAUGCCCUACAACCUUGGGGCUCACACUCCAGGGAGCAGUGGUGGUGGGGACCAAAUCAUGCGGCACUCACAAAGCACACUAUCCAUGCCUUCUUUCCUGUGGGAGGUGGCCACUGCCUCCUCUCCAGGUAUCACUGAGUCUAUGCCAGAUCUCCUGGCAACAGAUUCAGAAUCUUCAUCUGAAAUAAAUGCCAAGGGUUCUGUAGCUCCUCCUCCCCGGCCUGCACGCCUUGAUCGUAACCCACCCAUUCUUUCCAAUGUUGAGGUUGGUCUUGUUUCUGCCUCUGACUCUACCUUAUUACAAAUUGGUGGUGAAAAAGUAGACCAGAAGCAUUUGAAUAAAAAAGUUACAUCACCAGUAAAAAAGACACCUGACAAUCCUAAGCCUCUAAUUCUUCACCAAGAUUCAUCCUCUAACAGUGACAUAACCUCUGAACAGAGUGGAUGGGUCUCCAACUCCAGUCGACAGAGUUCAGGUUCCUCAAGCGGCCAGAUUAGUCCUGAUCUAGAUAUAAAACAGUACCCCAUCAAGGACUUACUCUCUGCAACCUCUACUGUACAAUUUAAAGCCAAUGGAGCUCUUAGUAAUGGUUCAAAUUCCAAUGGAACAAAAAGCAACACUCUCAAGUCUAGUGGAUCUAAAGCUAAUUCUUCCAAAAGCAACAGGAACAAAAACAAUGGAGCAAAAGUUAAUGGCCCUCAGAUGCCAAAGGCUUCAAUGAAUGAAGUUGCCAGUAAAACCUUGCCAGGGGUCAAGUACAAAAACAAGCCUGGGUCAAGGAGCCCAGCCAAUCAUAGAGUUAGUAGGUCUGAAGCUCGGACACAAGGUCAUAAAGGAAUUGGGAAAGAGACUACUCAGAGAUCUGCUUCCAAUGACCAGCUUCAGAUAAAACAAAGAAAAAGUCCUCACAGAAAAGAAGUUAAAAAGUCUCAGUCUUUACAAAAAGUUAACAAUACCAAUAGAGGUGAUCCACAUGUGUAUGAAGAAGUACCCCUUCCUCCACCUCCAAAAGAGUUCCAGGACCCCUUGCCUGGCCUGAGAGACGCUUUGAGGAGAGAGGGAUAUGCCACCACUGGCAGGAUACCUCGGGAAGAUAGGGGAGCCAAACAUGUUAUCACUGGCUACAAAGACAGGCCAAGAAGUGAAAGCCCAAAGACUGAAACUGGAAGAGGACAGCGUGACGAUGGAUACAAGAGUGAACGCAGUCAUGCAAGCUCUCAUGCAGUAACUCCCAGACACAGUGGUGAGUUUGAAUUGGAGGACAUGGUCAAUGUGUAUGAGAGUGUUAGUGAGGUCCUUAAUGACGUCAAAAGGACUUCCAGAAAAGCUGGCCAUGGACCUGAUAAAUUUAAUUCUCUGCCAUCAAUGAGAAGAAGACACCAAUCUUCUGGUCCUGGACGGCCGGAGAAGAGGGGGCCAAGCAGAAAGAUGGCAGGUACUCCUGAUCGUUUAUCAGAACCAACACCCACAAAGAUGAACCAACACCAUAUUAAUGGCACUGAGCGAGUCCGCACUCAAUCAGCUCCACCACCCAAUCUUGAGAAGAGUGAUUCCUUGAAAGAAACCUCCAGCCCUCGGGAUAAAGAGAUCAAACCCUUGAGGAGAUUAGAACCUUUGUCAUCAAAAUCUGACCCUCUGGCACAACUGGCUGACAGCAAAUGUACUCUGCUUGAACUCUUCCUAGAGCAGCAGGGUGCCAGUGUCUGGGCUCACCGGGAGGCCCAGCGAGAGUUGCUCAAAGCUGCUCAAAUGGCUGCCAAAAAAGAAGCGUUAAACAAUGAGGCAAGACUCCUACAGGAGGCUGCAAGGAAGAGUGAAGAACAUUCCAAGCUGAACUCAGAUGUGACUAACAAAUCAGAGCUUGUGAAUGACAAUUUUGAAGAUAACAUGUCAGAUAUUCCACCUCCUCCCCGACCACCUUCACCAAGAGAGCGGAGUGAACCCAAGUGCACCUGUCCCUCUGAGCUGAGGAAGGAAAGGGGCCGCUUGGAGGACCCACCAGAUGUCCUGCCCCCAAGACUUCAUCCUCCUGUAGCUGACACUCUAGCAUUUGUUAAAGCAAAAGAAGAAUUCAAACAACAGAUGAACUUCCAAGGAUUGCUGUACAGUGACUUUUCGGGUCUGGCAUCCACCAUUCCUUACUUCCACGUGAGUGAUGACUGCAGAGUGCUAUCACCUGAUGGUCUGCACCUCAUAGUGUGUGUUCAUGGUCUGGAUGGUAACUCUGCUGACUUGCGGCUCAUCAAGACUUAUCUGGAAAUAGGUCUGCCAGGAGCCAACUUAGACUUUAUUAUGUCAGAGCGAAAUCAGGGAGAUACAUUUUCAAACUUUGAAACGCUGACAGAAGGCCUGGUAACAGAAAUAAUGUGUCACAUUGAGGCAUACAACCUCAAUCCCAAACGCAUUUCCUUUGUUGGUCACUCACUAGGAAAUAUAAUUAUCCGAGGAGCUGUGUCACACCCUCGCAUGAAGCCCUUUCUUCCAAGGCUCCAUACAUUCCUCUCACUCUCGGGCCCUCACUUGGGCACGCUGUACAACAACAGUGGUUUAGUCAAUAUGGGAAUGUGGUUCAUGCAGAAGUGGAAAAAGUCUGGCUCCCUCUUGCAGCUUUCCCUCAAGGAUCGAGUGGAUAUCCGCCAAACUUUUCUAUAUAGACUUACUCAGCGGUCGCAGCUUCACCAUUUCCGCAACGUGUUGUUGUGUGGAUCAUCCCAGGACAGAUAUGUUCCCCUGCACUCAGCUAGAAUAGAACUGUGUCGGCAAGCUGUCAAGGAUAACUCAGUCAUGGGGUCUGCCUAUCGGGAAAUGGUGUCCAACCUGCUGCAGCCCAUCAUCAGUUCCCCAUCAGUCACUCUGGUCCGCUAUGAUAUUCACCAUGCCCUGCCCUCCACCGCCAACUCCCUCAUAGGUCGGGCUGCUCACAUUGCUGUCUUGGACUCAGAGCUUUUCAUUGAAAAAUUUUUACUUGUGACAGGGCUGAAGUACUUUAAAUAAUGCUUAGAUUUAUAAGGUAGUAUUUCAGGUACUGGUAUUUUCUAUAUUUAGGGAUUUAAACCCUUUCUGUAGACAACUUUGGUACAUAGGAUGUAAAAAUUGUACAUAUGGGAGUUUUACAUAGAACUGAACAAGCUUAAUACCUGGUACCUGUGUGAGCACUCUUGGUGUCCUCAUCAAGUGUAGGGGUGACGUGAACUGAAAAUGAAACCGUGAAUACUUGGUAGAUUAUACUUGUGAUGUUAUUACUUGAGACAGAUUUUAAUGACUUUAUAUAUAUUUAAUGUUUGCAUAAAAUGUAGGUAAUUUGAUAUGUAUAUAUAUAUUCUGUGUAUUUUAAUUAAUUACAUAGGCAAUAUAUUUGAGUUUCACAUUUUGUAAAUAUAUCUGUAAGAGCUUGCUGUUUCAUAUUUUGCAAUUGAAUUAUUCAUAAAAAAAUAUAGGAAUGAUUUAUAUCGAGUGUUUAUAAGCCAGUGUUUCAUUACUGUACCAGGUUGGCAUCUGAGAUGUGUGUGUGUCAUCUGUGCCAUAGGAGUCAGUGAGGUCAAGUAUUGACUUGUGCUCCAAAGCAGUGCAGAUUUUAUCAUCACUUCAUUUACAUGUAUAUAUUUUUUUAUUAUAAAUCUUUAGUUCUUGCUUAUGAUAAAAAUAUGUAGUUAAUUUGUUAUUCAGUUAUUGUUACUUGGUGACAUUGUCACUAGAUCACAAGACUACAUGUUCAUUGUAUCUAUAAUUUAGUUGGUAUACAGUGAUAUUUCUCAUUACCAGAAUACUUGGUGCAGAUAUUUUCAGUCUGUGAAAGGUUUCAGUCCAAAUAGAUGUUAAUAAUGGAAUACAUUUUCUACAUAGAUAUAUUUAUCAUGGGGGAGGAGGGGAGGGGGAGUGAUUCAGCACCACUGCAUCCUCUUCCAUUUAUGCCUCUCUAUAUAAGGAAAGUAAUGAAUGAUUAUUCCAGUUUAUUUUCUUCAUUAGAAAUUUGAUGUUUUGAAGGGAAAAUGCUUACCAUUAAACAUACUAAACAUAAAGCCAGGGAACUUACAAAGCAUUCUCUUCCUGUGUAUUAUGAUACUUUAGUAGGUGAAGAUGUCACCCUCAGGACACAAGUGGCAUUAGAGUUGGCACACUCUUUGUGCUCUUGUUUGAUCAAGUCAUAGGAAAGAUUGAAGACAUACUCUAUCACCACUGGCCUUGAGUGUAUAAAUCACUUACUAGGGCUAUAAAAUACUACAUCACAGUCUCAGGUGCUCUUAAAACAUAAUAGUGAGACUAAAAGCUUUGAAUAACAAAAACAUGAUUUGCAAGAAAAUAAGAAACAGGUGAAAUCUGCCAAAAAUUUGUUUCUGUCUCUGUCAUUUGAUUGUACAUUUGCGUUCUAGAAAUUUAUAUUUAUAUUUGUACUAUUAUGAAACUUGUGUGCCUGGGUAUGGACAUAUAUACAGCAUAUGAAAUGCAUAAAUGUUCAUAUCUAUAUUAUGGAAAUGCAGCAAAAUUACAAAAUUGUUGGAGAUAUUAGAUUUGAAAACAACAACAAAAUAUAUCUAAAAUUAACAAAAAGUAGGUGUCAAGUGUACCUUAGGGACAGAUGAGUUGAUGUAUAAUGCUGCCAUCCUGAGGGAGAUGUUUUGUAUGGUUGUAAGGAGCAGAUGACUUUUUUCAUGUUUAUUUAUUUAUUUAUUUUUUAUGUUAUCUUUCUUCCACAUUCUUGCUCAAGUGAAGAAAGCAAGUUUCAAAGAUAACUUGAUAAAGCUCAUUAUUGUAUUUACUUUAUCAGCAUCAUUGGAUGUUAGAUAAGAGUACAUAUAAUUUUAUGGCUGUGUACGAGUCAUUUGCGUUCUGUACUAGAAAACAAAAUUUAGUUUUGUAGUAAUUAAAUUCUUUGUUUGGUCCAUUAGAAAAUAACUGGCAUAUAUUUUGGAUAAUUUUGACAUGAAACUACCUCAUUUUUCUGAAACUUCUCAUUUGCCUUGCCAUUCAACAGUCUUAAAUUGAUAUGUAUUUUCAUGUUGAAGCAUCAAAAAACAUCUUGAAUGCAUUUCAUGCAAAAGUGAGAGACUUACCAGAAAAUCUCUUUUAUUUUGGAAAAAUUGAGUCUUAGAUGCCCAGCUUGUGGUGUAAAUUUCUUUCACAAAAAUGAUACUCCAAACAGUAUGAGAUUCAACAACUGUUGAUACAAUGCACCUUUUAUCUUCAUGAAUGUGAAAUAAGUCUGUCUAUUCCUAAACAGUUUCUAAUUUAUAAUUAUGAAAGCAAAGUCUACUAUUUAUCCUGGUAUUUAGAGAUAUCACUGUAUAUUAAUUUGCUGUCAUGCAUAAUUUGUAAAAGUAAUGUUAAUACUCAUUUCAUUAAUUAAGCUUUUACCAAACUUCAUCUAGCCUUCCAACCCCAAAUUUCUAACCAGCAGGUGGAGGUAGUGAUGCCUAAAAAAAACCCUGAGGAAAGUGUGUAUGGAUGUUAAUAUGUAAUAUAGCUACUGUUACAGAGUGAGUGUAGGUGAUAUAAAAGAUUGGGGGAUCAUGGGAGAGAUUACAGGAAAAUUUUAAAACAGAUGCUCCAAAAAUUUCAUUAAAAUUAAAUGUGUAUAAAAUUCUCAAGCUAGAAAUUGUUUCAUCUGGUUUUGUUCUGCAUAAAUGGAUGUUGGACAUGAAAAGUGAGUAAUUUGUUAGGCUUAUAAUCUUUGUAGUAAUAUGGGCUUAGUAAAUACUGUGUUAAAUGAAGGUGCUAGCGUAGGUGUGUGGUAGCUAAAAUUAACAUGAAAAUGUUCUACAGGGUCCCUGCUAUUGUAGGAAUUUAUGUGAUGUUGACAAAGGCAAAAAAAUGCAUAGCCACCUCUCCCCUCCCACCAUGCACUGUUUAUUUAUUUAUUUAUUUAUUUUUUUUUUUUAUGGAGUGGUUUUACUUAUCUUUUGUAUUAAUUAUAUUCACAAGUUGAGUGGUGGAGGGGGACAAGCAAAGUCCGUGUUCACAUAAAUUUAUAUAUAGAUAUGGAAUAUGAAGUUUAGGUGUGUGUGGUCAUUUAUUUAUGUAUUCAUUUACUUAUUUCAUGUGCAGAGAUUACAAAGAACUAGAUUUCAGUAUUAGUGUGGCCAACUCUGAGCAAACCAAAUGUGAGUACAGGUUGUUGAGCUUAUUAAGAUUGAUCAAACCAUAAAUUUGAGUCAAUGAAAAAAAAUCAGGGAAGAAAUAUGUUGAAUCAGAGAGCAAGUUAUGAAAGUUGUACCUCAGACUGUUUAAUAUAUAGUCAUAAAGCUUGCGUGGUUGGUAGUCAGUGUAGAUAGUUGUGAGAGAUGAGUGGAGUACAAUGAAGUGUUUAAUAUUUUUGUAAUAUGUAUAUUGGUAGAGAAAAUUGUUCACUUGAGUUUUAAAAUAUGAAAUAUGUACUGGUAGCAUAGAGAAAAGCAUCAAAGCCUUGUGUAGGCAUGUAUGUGUGUGUGUGUGUGUGUGUGUGUGUGUGUGUGUAUGAAAGUGAGUGAGUGAGUGAAUGUGUGUGUGUGUGUGUGUGUGUGUGUGUGUGUGUAUGAAAGUGAGUGAGUGAGUGAGUGAAUGUGUGUGUGUGUGUGUGUGUGUGUGUGUGUGUGUGUGUGUGUGUGUGUGUGUGUGUGUGUGUGUGUGUUACCCCAUUGCUGGAAAGAUUUGUUUUGAAUUACUUUUGUGCAGUCCUAAGUGAAUAUUGUACUGCUAUUAUUUGUAUGAGCAGCAACAGGUUAAAGUGCCACUAUACCAACUUCCAAGUUUUACAGUAUUAUAACAUCCAGGGAAUGGAGUUGGAAUAUGGUAUUGUAUACCAAUUCACUUUUGAUCCCAGUAGUGUUAAAAGUUUUCCAGUUCACUACGUAUAGUGAAUCUCAGUGUUUCCUUAUUCCAGCACAACAAACCUUAAGCCAAAGAUUCUCUGUCGUUUAAUGUGACAUGUGUUUUUUCCAUUAAUCUGAGUUGCAGUAAAUAUUUCUUUUUUAUACAGUCACAUGAGCUGACGAGAGGUGUUCAUAGAUAAAGAUGGGCAUCAUACGGGAGCAACUCAUUGUCUCAGGCCUUCCACAGGAAGACUAUGUAAAUGGUUUAUAUUUUACAUGUAUUUUAAAAACUAACAUCAAAUUACUCCAUUUACUUUAUUGCAACCCAUUGCUCAAUACAAAGGUAUUUAACAUUUACUUGUGAAUACGUAACUCAGUGUUAAAUCAUCAAUUUCGUGGUAGAAACUAAUAAUGAUAUAGCUUUACUAUUUAUUAUCUGACUUUUGAAGCAAUAAUGAUUGCUUGUUUUAAAUUCCUUUUAAAAAUAAAUAAUCUUAUGUACACUGCCAAUUAGAUGUAGGCCAGUGCAAGCCAAGUAUUGAAGGUUCAUUUAGCAGCUCCUCGUAAAUCUCCCAAUUGGUUUUGUUUGAAUUAGCAAAUUGAACCAAACUGUGAUGUUGUCAAGCAUAGGUAAGACUGUCAAAACACUUUCAAUGAAACCAACAUGUUUUAAUAAGAACCUCUUAUCUCAUUACAUGUAACAUUUAGAAAAUAACAAAUGACAAAGUAUGCUGCUGCAGCUUGUCAGAAGCUGCUCCAUAACAUAUUGCCCCAUUCUGCGGGCAGAAAAUACCAUCAGUCAUGAGCACUCAAAUUUCUAAGCUGCACCCAUAGUCCUGUACAACAACAGAAUUCUGCAAUUACUACUAUUACUAUUAUUAUUAUUAUUAUUAUUUAUUUAUUUAUUUUUGUAUGUGUGUGGGGGUGCCUACCUAGCACAAGCCAGUGGAGUAGGAGUGCAUCAGGCACAUGUACAUUUACAAGUUCCCAAGUCAGCCCAUCACAUCAAGCAGAUGUACAAAACUCUCUAGUCAUGACCUCACUGCAAUAACACAAAUGGUUGUGGUGGGAGGUGGAGGCUUGGUGGUGAGGAUGAGUGAUAACUUGACUGAUAACCCCACAAUGGUGGGGCUCAACCCUUCCAUGUGUCUCCCUCAAAUUUCACUCAAAUUGUGAUAUUCACAAUAAAGUUUCCUAUUG